GGCCUUUCCUCAACCCCUCUCACCAACAGUUGUGAACAUGUUUUCUAGAAGCUUCCAAAGGGUAGCUUCGAGAAACCACCCCUAAAGUAUAAAAAGACGUGAGCAUGGCCUGGUCGUCUGCAUAGAGUCAAAGGACACUCGCGCGAACACACAUCAAGACAGACUUGACUCCUCACAGGAGCAGCAGCGAAGCACAGACUUGAAAUUCUUUGAGAAGAAAAGACAAGAAAAGCGGUCUGUUUGUCGAUUCACUUGAAGAAAAGAACCAACGAUUUUAAUCAAGAUGCCUGAGAAAGCUGGACAUGUCAUGGAGGAGGAAGUGGAGACCUUUGCCUUCCAGGCUGAGAUCGCUCAGCUCAUGUCCCUCAUUAUUAACACCUUCUACUCAAACAAAGAAAUCUUCCUUCGUGAGCUCAUCUCCAACUCCUCAGAUGCCUUGGAUAAAAUUAGAUAUGAAAGCUUGACAGACCCCAGCAGACUUGAGUCUUGCAAAGAGCUGAAGAUUGAAAUCCGGCCUGACCUGCAUGCUCGCACCUUGACCUUGAUUGACACGGGCAUCGGCAUGACCAAAGCCGACCUAAUUAACAACCUGGGCACCAUCGCCAAGUCCGGCACCAAAGCUUUCAUGGAGGCUCUACAGGCAGGAGCUGACAUCUCCAUGAUUGGUCAGUUCGGUGUGGGUUUCUACUCUGCGUACCUGGUCGCUGAGAAGGUCAUAGUCAUCACCAAGCACAAUGAUGACGAGCAGUACGUGUGGGAGUCUGCAGCUGGUGGUUCAUUUACAGUCCGGCCUGACAAUGGAGAGCCCCUGGGAAGAGGAACAAAAGUUAUUCUUCACCUCAAAGAAGAUCAGACAGAAUACUGUGAGGAAAAACGCAUCAAAGAAGUAGUCAAGAAACACUCACAGUUCAUUGGCUAUCCUAUUACACUUUUUGUGGAGAAGACAAGAGAGAAGGAAGUGGACCUUGACGAGGGAGAGAAGGAAGAGGAAGUUGAGAAAGAUGCUGCAGAGAACAAGGACAAACCAAAGAUUGAGGAUGUAGGCUCCGAUGAAGAUGAAGACUCCAAGGAUGGCCAGAACAAGAGGAAGAAGAAGGUCAAGGAAAAGUACAUUGAUGCUCAAGAGCUGAACAAGACCAAGCCUAUCUGGACCCGCAACCCAGAUGACAUCACCAAUGAAGAGUACGGAGAGUUUUACAAGAGUCUCACCAACGACUGGGAGGACCACCUGGCUGUCAAGCAUUUCUCAGUGGAAGGUCAGUUGGAGUUCCGUGCUUUGCUCUUUGUACCAAGGAGAGCUGCCUUUGACCUUUUUGAAAACAAGAGAAAGAGAAACAACAUCAAGCUUUAUGUCCGGAGGGUCUUCAUCAUGGACAACUGUGAGGAGCUGAUACCAGAGUAUCUCAAUUUCAUCAAGGGUGUUGUGGACUCUGAGGAUCUGCCCCUGAACAUCUCUAGAGAGAUGCUGCAACAGAGCAAGAUCCUGAAGGUGAUCCGCAAGAAUCUAGUCAAGAAGUGCUUGGAACUGUUCACAGAACUGUCUGAAGAUAAGGACAACUACAAGAAGUUCUACGAACAGUUUUCCAAGAACAUUAAGCUUGGUAUCCACGAGGACUCCCAAAAUAGAAAGAAGCUGUCCGAUUUGCUGCGCUUCUACACCUCAGCCUCUGGAGAUGAGAUGGUUUCCGUCAAAGACUAUGUGUCUCGUAUGAAGGACAACCAGAAGCACAUCUACUACAUUACUGGUGAAACCAAAGAUCAAGUGGCCAACUCUGCCUUUGUGGAGCGUCUUCGCAAAGCUGGCCUAGAGGUCAUCUAUAUGAUUGAACCUAUUGAUGAGUACUGUGUCCAGCAGCUGAAGGAAUAUGAUGGAAAGACCCUGGUCUCUGUGACCAAAGAAGGCCUGGAACUUCCAGAAGAUGAAGAUGAGAAGAAGAAGCACGAGGAGCUCAAAAAUAAAUUUGAGAAUCUUUGCAAGAUUAUGAAGGAUAUCCUUGACAAAAAAAUUGAAAAGGUUGUAGUUUCCAACCGCUUGGUUGCCUCUCCCUGCUGCAUCGUCACCAGCACCUAUGGCUGGACAGCCAACAUGGAGAGGAUCAUGAAGUCUCAGGCCCUGAGGGACAACUCAACCAUGGGUUACAUGACAGCCAAGAAACACCUUGAGAUUAACCCUUUGCAUCCAAUCAUUGAGACACUGAGGGAGAAGGCAGAGGCAGACAAGAAUGACAAGGCUGUGAAGGAUCUGGUCAUCCUCCUAUUUGAGACCGCCCUGCUAUCCUCAGGUUUUACACUGGAAGAUCCCCAAACUCAUGCAAAUCGCAUCUACAGGAUGAUCAAACUUGGUCUUGGAAUUGAUGAUGAUGACUCAGCAGUUGAAGACCUCAUUCAGCCAGCUGAUGAAGACAUGCCAGUCCUAGAAGGAGAUGAUGACACAUCAAGAAUGGAAGAAGUUGACUAAAAUAUUGUUCUUACCUAGUUUUUAUUUUUGUAAGUGCUAUUGCUGUCUAAAAUGACUUUUUCCUUUACCUCAACUUUAUUUUUGAAAAGUGUCAACUUGACAAGUUUGUUUUUAGCAAUGCAGACCAUAAUGUGUUUUAAUCCUCAUUACAAUAUAUUUAUUUAGACCUUUUGAGAACAUAAGAGUAGAGUCAAUAGGUAUUGACUUAUUCCUCUUUUUGUAACUAUUACAUUUUAUAUGUAAAGCUUUAAAAUUUAUAAUAAAAUGAAUAUGUAAAUAAA
Molecule: messenger RNA, 2739 nt
Organism: Xiphophorus hellerii (green swordtail)
Lineage: Eukaryota; Metazoa; Chordata; Actinopteri; Cyprinodontiformes; Poeciliidae
Gene: hsp90aa1.1
Product: heat shock protein 90, alpha (cytosolic), class A member 1, tandem duplicate 1
Exons: 11
Coding region: 284-2458 (724 amino acids)
Biological process (GO): protein folding
Molecular function (GO): ATP-dependent protein folding chaperone; ATP hydrolysis activity; ATP binding
Source: RefSeq, a predicted model, not a curated record